AUGCCGCCCUACUCGAGUCUGCAGAAGCAACAAAUAGCACAGUUCAUCAGCUUCACGCAAGCGAAGGACACAGCGGCUGCCAAGUUCUUGAAAGCGGCACGAUGGGACCUUGAAGAAGCUAUCAAUACAUACUUCCAAAGCCCCUCUGGCGCCGGAGCCAGCACAAGCGCGAUCAACAAGAUCUUCGACAGCUACAGCGACUCCCCCGAAGAAUCCCCCGAGACCAUCGGCAUCGACGGCGUAAUGCGGUUCCUAGGCGACAUCUCCGUGCAACUCGACGAAGUAACCUGCCUCGCCAUCGCGGAGCUCGUCAAAUCCCCGACGAUGGGCGAAUUCACGCGAGAAGGAUUUCUGCAUGGAUGGCGCGCUCUCGGAGCCGACACCCUCGCCAAAAUGACGGCGCACGCGGCGGAGCUCCGCGCGCGCCUGCCUAUCGAACCGGACCUCUUCCGCCGGGUGUACCGGUACACGUUCCCGCUGUGCCGGAUGCAGGGCCAGCGCAACCUGCAGUUCGAGAUCGCGGCGGAGCAGUGGCGGCUGUUCUUCACGGCGGAGCACGGCGGCGUGGCGUGGGGCUCGGCGACGACGCCGUGGCUGGACUGGUGGCUCGAGUUCCUGGAGGGGCGCGGGCCGCGGCCCGUCAAUAAGGAUCUGUGGGAGCAGGUGGAGGUGUUCAUGCGCAAGACGGGCGAGGAUGAGGCGAUGGGGUGGUGGAGUGCGGAUGGGGCGUGGCCCGGGGUGAUUGAUGAGUUUGUGGAGUUUGUGGUGGGGAAGAGGAAGGGUGGCGGUGCGGGUGGGGAGAUGGAGGUUGAGUAG
Aspergillus fijiensis CBS 313.89 is the source of this 816-nucleotide messenger RNA. RefSeq names its product defective in cullin neddylation 1 family protein. Lineage: Eukaryota; Fungi; Ascomycota; Eurotiomycetes; Eurotiales; Aspergillaceae. Gene Ontology annotation, biological process: positive regulation of ubiquitin-protein transferase activity; protein neddylation. Gene Ontology annotation, cellular component: ubiquitin ligase complex. Gene Ontology annotation, molecular function: cullin family protein binding; ubiquitin conjugating enzyme binding; ubiquitin-like protein binding. The record is from RefSeq and is a predicted model, not a curated record. The transcript has 5 exons. The coding region runs from base 1 to 816 and encodes 271 amino acids.